AUGUCACUAUCAGCAGCUGCAAAUAGUAUGUCUGAUAAGGACUUCCAAAACAUUGGACCCGCACCUUUACCCCCAAGUGCGGGCAAGUCCAAUGCAAGUACGGCUGCCUUUAAUCAAACACAACCAAUAUCUAAGAUGAUGAACGGACUGGAUAUUAAUCAUAGAAAAUCUAUCCCAGUUGGAAAUCAACGAGUCGGUUCUCAUUCGUUAUCCACAACAAGAAGAAAAACUGGUUGGGUCUCUUACAAAGAUGAUGGUCUUUUAUCGUUUCUUUGGCAAAAGAGAUUUUUAGUAUUGAAUGAUUCUUAUUUGGCUCUAUAUAAGAACGACAAAUCCCAAGAUGAUCCUUCUUUAUUAAUAUCUUUGACAAGUAUUAUCAGUGUGAGUAGAACACAACUGAAACAAAAUUGUUUUGAGCUAAUACGUAGCAGUGAGAGAAAUUCAUUUACAAAUUCUAGUAAUAAUUCUUUAUCAUCUUCAAGUUCUUCAUCAGAUUCCUCAAAGAAGGCCAUUUAUAUUUCAACAAAGACAGAACAUGAAUUACAUAACUGGCUAGAUGUAAUUUUUGCUAAAUGUCCUUUAUUGGGAGGUGUAUCUUCGCCGACAAAUUUUACUCAUAAAGUACAUGUAGGGUUUGACCCAGAGACUGGUAGUUUUGUUGGUAUGCCUACAAAUUGGGAAAAACUGUUAAAACAUUCAAGAAUUACAGGUGAGGAUUGGAAUAAUGACUCAGCUGCAGUCAUUCAAGUACUUCAAUUUUAUCAAGAAUAUAAUGGUAUCAACCCAAAUAACAACAAUGCAGCAGCUAAGGCAAAUGCAGGAAUUAAGGGAAGUAUACCAUCUAAACCUUCUCAAAUUAACUCACAAUCUCCUACCAGCAAGUUAUCAAAACCAUCUCUAGAUCAUGCACCACAAAAUUAUCAGAAAAAUGUCCUUCAAAAUAAUAAUAUUCAACAUCAUGAGAAAUUCCAACCAAGAAGACAUGCUCCAAUGGCUCCCAAAGCUACAAACACAACUGACGCUCAAAAGACUCCAAUGCAACAAAAUAUACAGAAUAGAAUAGAUCCACAAUAUUCUGCAAAUCAUAAUGUUCCACCGCCAAGAGCUCCAGGACGUCAAACACCAUUUAAACAACCACUAGCAUCUCAAAAUUACCAACCAUCCUCCCAACCACAACCUCAAGCAUACGCUCAGCCAAAUACUUACAAACCAUAUCAUAACAAUACAAACCCUUACUCAAAACCUCAGGUGUCACCAAACAGAGAUAUCAUAACUCCCCGUGCUCCUCAAAUCUCAACUGCAAAAUUACAAAAUAAAUAUACACAACAGAGAAGCCCUAUUUCUCCUCUGGGUGAGAAACCAAAGGUGAAUCCGAAUGAUCUUAGUGCAAAGGCAGCCACGAUAGCAAUGAGACAAGACUUAAAUCCAAUGAGGGCAGCUCCUACUAAACCCACAGCAGCGCCAUCUGAACCUAAGAAGGAUGUUGCUGUCACUAAACAAAGAAAACCAUCUAAGCCAACGAUGUCUAAUGCUGAAAUAAUGAGCAAGUUGAAAAAUGUUACAUUCAAUACCGACCCUUCACCAUACUUCAAAAUGAUAGAAAAAGCAGGGCAAGGUGCAUCAGGGUCUGUCUACUUAGCGGAACGUGUUUAUCUUCCUCCAAAUAUCAACAAUCGUUUGAGUAGAUACCAAAAUGGUGAAUCUCCAAAUGUUAGCAUUGGUGAUAAAGUAGCUAUAAAGCAAAUGAUACUUUCAAAACAACCUAGAAAGGAACUUAUUGUAAAUGAAAUUUUAGUCAUGAAGGAUUCUCGUCAUAAAAAUAUCGUUAAUUUCUUGGAAGCAUACCUAAAGACUGAAGACGAUCUAUGGGUUGUCAUGGAAUAUAUGGAAGGUGGUUCUUUAACUGAUAUCAUCGAAAAUUGUCAGGCCAAUACAACAUCUCAUUCACCACUAAUGGAGCCACAGAUCGCAUAUAUAGUUCGUGAAACUUGCCAAGGUUUAAAAUUUUUGCAUGAUAAACACAUUAUUCAUAGGGACAUAAAAUCUGAUAAUGUCCUAAUGGACACACAAGCUCGCGUAAAGAUUACCGACUUCGGUUUCUGUGCUAAAUUAACUGAUAAAAGGAGCAAGAGAGCUACGAUGGUAGGUACUCCAUAUUGGAUGGCUCCCGAAGUUGUAAAACAACGUGAGUACGAUGAAAAAGUUGACGUUUGGUCAUUAGGUAUCAUGACAAUUGAAAUGCUAGAAGGUGAACCUCCAUACCUGAAUGAAGAUCCAUUAAAAGCGCUGUACUUGAUUGCUACCAACGGGACUCCAAAACUAAAAUAUCCUGAGACAUUAUCUCUUGAUAUCAAAAGAUUCUUGAGUGUCUGCUUAUGUGUAGAUGUUAGAUACAGAGCAUCAACUGAAGAAUUGCUUCAUCACAAUUUUUUUAGCAUGGCUUGCCAACCAGAAGAACUUGUAUCAUUACUGGAGUGGAAGAAAUAA
Maudiozyma saulgeensis is the source of this 2487-nucleotide messenger RNA. The record is from the annotation of a GenBank genome assembly. NCBI's taxonomy places the organism in Eukaryota, Fungi, Ascomycota, Saccharomycetes, Saccharomycetales, Saccharomycetaceae.